This is a messenger RNA of Solea solea (common sole), 4826 nucleotides long. It is a transcript of the gene fgfr2, whose product is annotated as fibroblast growth factor receptor 2. Gene Ontology annotation, biological process: positive regulation of kinase activity; fibroblast growth factor receptor signaling pathway; positive regulation of cell population proliferation. The coding region runs from base 735 to 3239 and encodes 834 amino acids. Gene Ontology annotation, molecular function: fibroblast growth factor binding; fibroblast growth factor receptor activity; ATP binding. Gene Ontology annotation, cellular component: membrane; signaling receptor complex. The transcript has 18 exons. The record is from RefSeq and is a predicted model, not a curated record. NCBI's taxonomy places the organism in Eukaryota, Metazoa, Chordata, Actinopteri, Pleuronectiformes, Soleidae.
GGGGGAACUCGGGGAGGUGGGAUGACACCCACUGGAGUGAAGGAGGAGGGAAGUGUGUGGAGACGUAAGGAGGAGAAAAAAAAGCGAGUAAACCUGACAAAGCGUCUGAGAAACAGUGCGAGAACCGUCGGCGGAAGAAGAGAGCGAGACACACGGUAGACGCACUUUCCAGCUGAGGAACGCACAUUGAUGGAUUCUACUUGGUUUUUGGCAUCGGACUAAACUAUCCUCGUGUACAGUUGACGUCUUGCUCUCCCUCAUCAGUCGCUACAAACUUUCUUUGUAGUUGUCAAGUGCGCUGCUCGGGAAAACGGGGCAUGUUUUGCGCCCUGGAAGAAACUUGGUGACGGGGAGGAAAGUUUCGGGGGGCGACAGCGGUAUGGUUUUUCCGAGCUGUUUCGAAGGAUAACGUGUGCGAACCCGGAUUUCUUCGCUUGGCACUUGGACUACACUGCCUCUCCGGUUUGGAAUAAGCCCUAAUCUCUGAGUCGAUGCCGGUUGGUUGUGGAUUAGAAAGAAGGGAACGGCAGCGCCUCGCAGAUUGUUUUUUGGUGCGUUGUGGAGUUGGAGACAUUCCUCCUUCAGGAUUCAGCUCAUGCUCUCUCCUCCCUUAUCUGUGCAUGUCAAAACAGAAAGCUUUACGAUUUUAGUCCUCCCUGCCCAGGUGAUCGGGUGAAUUCCAGUGGGUGACAGGCCGACCCGGCUGCAGUUGAUGGUUGGGCGGACUCCCUCAGAUGGGAUCAGUGUCCAGGGGGAGGUGGAGAAGAGGAGUAUGGGGAGCGCUAGCCCCCACUAACAGGAUGGCCUCGUGGGCCUGGCUGCUGGCCGCGGUCCUGCUGUCCCUGUUGACGGUCAGUGUGGCCCGGCCGCCCCUCACCGCCACCAAGGAGGAGGAGGCGACUCUGGAACCUGAAGACGCAUCGAACAAAUACCAAAUUUCUAAGCCCACGGUGUGCUCAGUGCACCCAGGGGAGGUGCUGAAGCUGAGCUGCCCUCUGCCAGCGACGGGGACCAUCACCUGGACCAAAGAUGGCAGCUCUCUGGGCACCAACAACCGCACGGUGAUAGAGCAGGAGGUGCUGCAGAUUCGUGAUGCCACGCCUAAGGAUUCGGGCCUGUACGCCUGCACCAGCGUUGGCAAAGACACGGUCUGCUUCAUAGUGAAUGUCACAGAUGCCAUCUCGUCGGGGGAUGAUGAGGACGAUACAGAGCGAUCAGAGGACGCUGGGGCAGACGGUGAGCAGUUAAGCGCUCCGUAUUGGACCUCAUCGGCGAAGAUGGAGAAGAAGCUGCAUGCGGUGCCAGCUGCCAACACAGUCAAGUUCCGCUGUGCUGCAGGAGGCAAUCCCAAGCCCAAGAUGCGCUGGCUAAAAAACAGCAGGCCUUUCCGCCAAGAAGACCGCAUGGGAGGGUAUAAGGUGCGUAGCCAGCACUGGACCUUGAUCAUGGAGAGCGUGGUGCCGUCGGACAAGGGCAACUACACCUGUCUGGUGGAGAACGAGUUCGGGGCCAUCAACCACACGUACACCUUGGACGUCGUAGAACGUUCUCCACACCGGCCCAUUCUCCAAGCUGGCCUCCCGGCCAACACAACAGUUCAUGUCGGGGAAGAUGCACGCUUUGUCUGCAAGGUCUACAGCGACGCACAACCUCACAUCCAGUGGCUGAAACACAUCACUCAGAACGGCAGUCGCUAUGGUCCAGAUGGACACCCCUAUGUCCGGGUGCUAAAGACCGCAGGUGUUAACACCACAGAUAAGGAGAUAGAAGUUCUCUACUUGCCCAAUGUGACAUUUGAAGAUGCUGGGGAGUAUACUUGCUUGGCGGGUAAUUCUAUUGGGAUCUCAUAUCACACUGCUUGGUUGACGGUGCUUCCAGCCCUUGAGCAAACGCCAGGGCCCUUCUCCCCAGAUUAUGUGGAGAUUGCAAUAUACUGUGCUGGCGUGUUCCUCAUUGCCUGCAUGGUAGGCAUCGUGGUGGUGUGUCGCAUGAGGAACACUGCAAAGAAACCUGACUUUGGAGGCCAACCGGCUGUUCACAAACUGAGCAAGCAGAUCCCUCUGCGCCGCCAGGUGUCGGCAGACUCGAGCUCUUCUAUGAACUCUAGCACUCCAUUGGUACGCAUCACAACACGCCGGAGUUCAGCACACGAUGAGCCGAUCCCCGAGUAUGACCUUCCCGAGGAUCCGCGCUGGGAGUUUUCCCGAGACAGGUUGACCCUGGGCAAGCCCCUUGGGGAAGGCUGCUUUGGCCAAGUUGUAAUGGCAGAGGCCCUGGGCAUCGAUAAGGACAAACCCAAGGAAGCAGUAACUGUCGCCGUCAAGAUGUUGAAAGAUGACGCCACUGAGAAAGACCUGUCUGACCUGGUGUCAGAGAUGGAGAUGAUGAAGAUGAUCGGCAAACACAAGAACAUCAUUAAUCUUUUGGGGGCCUGUACACAAGAUGGCGCCCUCUAUGUGAUAGUGGAGUACGCCUCUAAAGGCAACCUAAGGGAGUACCUACGAGCCCGACGGCCUCCAGGCAUGGAAUACUCUUACGAUAUCACCCGUGUCUCAGACGAACAGCUCACUUUCAAAGAUCUGGUCUCCUGCACUUACCAGGUGGCACGGGGCAUGGAGUACCUAGCAUCACAGAAGUGUAUUCACAGAGACCUGGCUGCCAGGAAUGUCCUGGUCACAGAAAGCAACGUCAUGAAGAUUGCUGACUUUGGCCUGGCCAGGGAUGUCCAUAACAUUGACUACUAUAAAAAGACGACUAAUGGUCGUCUCCCGGUGAAAUGGAUGGCUCCAGAAGCUCUGUUUGACCGGGUCUACACACACCAGAGUGAUGUCUGGUCGUUUGGGGUGCUGAUGUGGGAGAUCUUCACCCUCGGGGGCUCACCCUACCCUGGCAUACCUGUUGAAGAGCUCUUCAAGUUGCUGAAAGAGGGCCAUCGCAUGGACAAGCCUGGAAAUUGCACCAAUGAGCUGUACAUGAUGAUGAAAGACUGCUGGCAUGCCAUCUCAUCCCAGAGACCCACUUUCAAGCAGCUAGUCGAGGAUCUGGACAGAAUCCUCACCCUCAACACUAAUGAGGAGUAUCUGGACCUGUGCGCCCCAACAGAGCAGUAUUCCCCCAGCUUCCCAGACACACGCAGCUCCUGCUCCUCCAGUGACGACUCUGUGUUUUCCCAUGACCCCUUACCAGACGAGCCCUGCCUUCCCAAGUACCAGCACAUCAACGGAAAUGUUAAAACAUGAGCCACGCACCUUCCCUCUCUACCCCAAGCUUGUUCAGCCCCUCUUACCCUUCGACGUCCUAAAACACACACAGUCAGACUUCUUCUCCGUCAUCAACCCCCCCCCCCCCCAAUAAUCCCUCUGGCUCUCAAUGGACUGAGAGAGAGCCCCAGAAGGGCCUGGGCUGGUGGCAGCGCUGCUGUCACACACUCUUACUGCCAUGUGCUCACACACACUACACACACACUACAUGCUCACAUGAGGUCUUAAAUGAGAGGACGGGGUCCCUGCAGAGGCUGUUUCUUUGCUGACUGAAUGGACUGGCAUUCACCAGGGGGGGGGGGGAUCCUCUUCCUCUCCCUUCAUGUAAAUACUCAAAGACUUUGAAUUUUGGUUUCAUGUUUGUAACCAGAGAGGCAUUACACGUGUUUGGCGAUCCCGUUCCAGUGGCUGGCAUUUUUGAGACUGUUGUUUGCCCCUGGAGGAAUGUAUGGAUCCAUGUGAACUUCAGAAACAAGGGACGAGAAGAGGACAAUGUAUAGGAAAAAGGACUCGGGAGACAGAGCUCCGACUAACAAAACAGAGGAAUAGGAAGAGAGCACAUAUAGGAACUACUCUCCUGUUUAUUUUGUAAUAUUGAUGCAUUUCUUUUUCAAUUCUCUUGAUAAAGCUUCCCAAUUAUUCUGGAGAAAAAAAAAAACAAUACACAGUAUAAUGUAUAGUGCUGGGUAUAUUUGUAAAUAUAUUCAAAUAUGUAUAAAUAUAUAUUAUAUAUUUACAAUGAAUUAUUUUUUGUAUGGACUCUGAAAUAACCCCCAUCUCACCCGAGCCUGCGCUGUGUUUGAGGCAGGAAUGGUAACAGGUUACGUGUACUCUUAUUUCUCUUCACGCACACACACACACACACACGCUCACACACGCAGACAUGGACACACACUUACCUACACAAACACCUGUCUUACUCUCAUCCAGUAACACAGUCGAGUAUUGGCUUUCAGGGACUGAGGUAGCAUGUUAAUUUAUUGACUUAUUUGUUUUUUGAAAUUAUUCAAGAAAAAGUUUGGAAGAAAAAAGAAAAGGAAAGAACAAAAACUAUGUGGCAGAGAUGAUUACAUUAAUGAUGCUGACAAUACAUCAAUAAUCCAUUCAAUUUAUGGUAAUUUAAAAUGGUCUUUCAACAGUAACAGAAAAAAAAGAUAUUUUUAGCUUUGAAAGAUCCAGGUUUUGUAAGUUUUAUAUAUGAAUGUGAAUUUAAGUUAAAUUUUUUAAUAAGUGUACAUUUUAUAGUCAGCUAAUCCCUUUCUAAUGUAGAUAUUGAUGCCAUUUCUCUCCAGUCAUUUGACUCUUUCUUAGCGUCGCUUUAGGAAACGAGGUUGAUUUCUGGACAUUCAUGUACGGUUAAAAGAAUUCUUUUUCAAAACCUACAAACAAUCCGCUCCCUCAUUUAGACUUAAAUAUAGACUCCAAAUUUACUUGACAGAAUUGAAAGCUGAAAAACAAAGUGUUAAAUCAUUCAAGUGUUUGUUUUUUUUUCUACUGGACCAACUUAAAGAUGUUUUUUUGCAAGUGUUUAUGUCACAUUUGCGAAAAUAAACGAUGGAAAAAAUA